Molecule: messenger RNA, 943 nt
Organism: Rhincodon typus (whale shark)
Lineage: Eukaryota; Metazoa; Chordata; Chondrichthyes; Orectolobiformes; Rhincodontidae
Gene: ccdc124
Product: coiled-coil domain containing 124
Exons: 5
Coding region: 140-805 (221 amino acids)
Biological process (GO): transcription by RNA polymerase II
Cellular component (GO): nucleus
Molecular function (GO): transcription coactivator activity
Source: RefSeq, a predicted model, not a curated record
CUGUGCUGUUUGACCUCCACCAGAUCCUAUUCUGUGUCACUGAACUUCCUGAUUUGUGUCUGCGUUUAUACUACUGUUGCAUUCCUUCCACUUUACUCCCCUCUUCAUCGUCUGUCUCAACCCUGGUGGCAGCGGAGGGAUGCCCAAGAAGUUUCAGGGAGAAAACAGUAAAUCAGCAGCUGCCAGGGCUCGGAAAGCAGAGCAGAAGGCAGCAGCAGACGCUAAGCGACAACAGGAGCUCGAAGACGCCUACUGGAAAGAUGAUGACAAACAUGUGGCGAGGAAGGAGCAGCGGAAGAUGGAAAAGGAGAAGAAGCGAGUGGAACAGCUGGAACGCAAGAAAGAGAUCCAGCGACUGCUAGAGGAGGAGGGAAGCAGCAUGAAACCUAAAUCGACCAAACCAAUCACAGCGCCCAAGAUAACCCGGGCCCAGAUUGAGGAGACCAUUAAAAAGGACAAUGUGGGGCAAAGCACAGAGGAAGCAAAAGUGAAACAGAUGAGCCAUUUAGACAUGCCAUUGGAGGAGAAUAUUAAUCGCAUUGUACCCAACGAGGGAGAUGUAGAUGCCAGGACCAUUGAAGAUGCCAUAGCUGCCCUGAGCACGGGUCAGAGUGUGGAUCAUCACCCCGAGCGACGGUUGCGAGCUGCCUUCAAUGCCUACGAAGAGGUAAAUUUGCCACGGCUGAAAAAGGAGAAUCCUAACAUGCGCUUGUCUCAGCUCAAGCAGAUGCUAAAGAAGGAGUGGAUGAAAUCGCCUGAGAACCCCAUGAAUCAGCUGCAUGGAGCCUACAACACCAAGUCAUAAGCCCGAGAGGAAAUCUCUUGUGAACUUGAACCUAAACGUGAACAUUGACCCAGUGGCGUGAAUGUGAUAGCAAUUGGGUUUCUUCAUUUUUAAAAAAAAAUGCAAACAGCAUAAAAUAAAAGGAACUGCAUCACUGUC